Drosophila takahashii is the source of this 1173-nucleotide messenger RNA. RefSeq lists its product as uncharacterized. Lineage: Eukaryota; Metazoa; Arthropoda; Insecta; Diptera; Drosophilidae. The record is from RefSeq and is a predicted model, not a curated record.
UGAAAGCACAGCAAGAUUUAGAUAAAACAAUUUAAAAUUUAAAAUUUAAAAUCGUUAUGAUCGCCGAUCUGAAGCGGCAAUAUGAGGAGCGCUGGCAUUAUCCGCCGAAGCCUCCGCCGGUCAAGGUGAAGUACGUUGCCUGUGGAAAGGUGCCCUUCUACGGCCACAACGAUAAGCCAACGUAUACGCCAUGCUGGCAGCAUCCGCUCAACGUGCAGAACCAGGCUCUCUUCGGCGUUUGCUGGGAGUAUCCACCGGAGCGGUACAAGCGUCGCCCUCUGCCGCCGCCAUGCCGCGGAUCGACCAUUCCCAUUCAUUUGCUGAAACCCACCUUCGCGCAUUGCGGGAACAUCUACACGCGGUACGACUUUAAGCUGGAGCAGUGCGUGCACGACCAAAUUCUAGUCGUUGAUCGGAAACUGAAGAAGCUGAGGAAUCAGCUGGAGAAGGCCAAACCCUUGCAGAUCGAGAAGGUUGAGGAGAUGCGGUACCAUGGAGUGCGCUACCGCAUUUUGGUCGGCUCUACUGGAUGCACCAAGAUCUAUCCCGAGUAUCUCAGCCGGAUGACCGAGGAACGGGAACUCUGCGAGUUUCAGAGGGCCUACAAUCUCGUUAAUCAAUCCAAUACCGAUUUGUCCAAAUCCUUUCUGGAUAUGCGUGAGUCCAAGGAGGAGUUGGAUAAACGCCUGGCCAGGUUAGACCGAUCCCUAGAUAGUGUGUUCCUAAAAGAUCUGGACUCGGUGUUGAACAUUAUCGAAGACCUAAACAAGUACUUCUUUGGCGUGAUUGUGAAACUCAAGACGUGGGCGGAACUGAUGGACCCGAUGAAGGAGCACUCCAUCGAAGACUAUCUGGCACUUUUGAGCCAGGAGUCGGAUUUCAAGAGCUUUAUGAGGGCCGGUAUGGAGAACUGCACUUGCAAGCGGUGCGACAAGAAGGAUCCACUGAAGCCGUAUCUUCCAUGCUGGUGUCAGCAUCCUGAAUCCAGCGAUGAUACUACACAAAUUAAGAAAUUCGAUUAUGAUUGCCCAAAGUCCUUCGCUGCCCACAUGCGAAGUGACAGUGACUUUGUCAAUAGAUCUAGUGAUACCUCGAUUCUAGUGAAAGCGGCUGAGAAGACCAGUGACUCAUAAUAGGCUAUUCAGUAUCGUUUGUAGACUAAUAAACUUAUUU